UGACUGAUAUGCAGGAGUUAUUGGCUAAACAUUUCAGCAACGAAACUGUUGAAAGUAAAUGGGCUGAUGUUCUACUUAGUUGGAUAAACAAUUGCGUGAACCCAUGUUUGGAUGCAAAAGAAUUGAAUUUACAAUGCCUUUUGGAUGUUAUAAAACAACACGACAGAAGAAUGUGUACAAAAGCUAAUAUAAACGCGUUCAGUGUUGACGACGUGGAAGCCAUCUUGAGAAGAAGAUAUCCGACGUUGACAAUAAGAAAUUUGACAAGAGUAUACGAUUCAAAAUACCAAUUCAAGAAAUUGUACAUAGCGAUUACGGUAUUUUUAUUUGAAGCGUGCAUGAAUGAAACAUCCAAAGAGGCGGCCAUUGAGAUAUGCAAACGACUACAAAAACACGAAUUACAAAUGAUAUUAAAAGUAUGUCAAUGUUUGAAAGCUGUUGAUAUGACGGAAUUGAACAUCGAAGCAUCUAUUAAAGCUGCAUUCAUGGAUACAUAUGGUCCGGCUAUAACAAAGAAACUCGAAGGUAAAACGGAACCUAAGAAGGAACCGGAUGAAGAAAUAGCAGGAGUUGAUCCAUCUUGCACUAAAUGUGGUACUGCCAAGGAUGCGGCGAAAACAUCGUCACAUGAAUUAAAAACGUUACUACCACCUAGAGAAGCUAAAGAUUCAGAAUUAAGAAUAAGGUCGAGGAUACAAACGGACAGUUGCCCAUCUAGUGGAUUAUUAGAAAUGGAUGUAAAUGAAGAUGCCCCAUGCAUGAGCUACAGCUUUUCUUCGCAGACAUCGAUCGGUCCCAGGUUCCUCCCUAAGAAGAAACGUCGGAAUUUAUCACCUUCUUCCUCCGGAGAUGCUGCCAAAGGCAGUGCAAACUCUGUCAGCAAUUCUGAAGGUGUAAGAUGGAACCUAUACUUAGCGCUUGGCAGCAUGGUCCUUCUGGCAGUGAUCAUCGUUAUCCUCUGCAGCCUUACACUCCUGGACAGAGGUGAGAAAACGAAAGAUGACGUCGAACUGCUGGACGAAAACUCUACCAAUACUGUUAAACUAAAGAGGCUUGUUAGAGAAGGAUUACCAGUUGUUGAUAUACAGUGGCAAUGCAAGAAUAACUUCUGUCUCAAAUCAACUCUCAGUAUUAACUCGACAAUGUACAAAUCUUUGAGUCGUUGCAUACUUCUAUGUAUGGGUCCACAAUUAUGGCCGCAUCCAAUCGGCUACACGCAAUACAGCAAAGAGAUUAUGGCUCUUAGUACUAUGAAUUUAGAAUACAAAUUCCAAUCAGUACCCUCAGAUAUAGUACACAAUUAUUUAGCGGGUGCGUUCAAAUUAUUUCUCAAAAACGUAUUCAAGUUGGAAAAACGAAAAAAAUCGAACAUAACAGAGAUCGAUCUUCCUAUUAGAAAGAUCAGUAUCGAAAUAGAUGUAGAAAAUGAUCCGGAUCCCAACUUAAGAUUGGACACAGACGAAUCUUAUACUAUAAAAAUUGAUACAAUCGGAAAUCGGGUCGUGUUUAAAAUAUCAGGGUAUUCAUUCUGCGGAGUGAGACAUGGUUUAGAAACGACAAGCCAGUUAAUAUUACUAGAUCAAGUUACUGGCUAUCUAAUAACUCUAUCCAAUUUGACGAUUAAAGACAGACCCUGUUACAAAUACAGAGGUUUAAUGUUGGAUACUGGACGGAAUUACAUUGCUGUAUCAGAUAUUAUGAGAACAAUAGACGGUAUGGCAAGUUGUAAAUUAAAUACAUUCCAUUGGAGAAUAUCUAGUGAAACCAGCUUUCCGUUAUACUUAACUAAAUUACCUUAUCUAUCAGAUUAUGGCGCAUACGAUAGGUCAAUGAUUUAUACUAAAAUUGACGUGAAAAGUAUUGUAAGAAAGGCAGCGUUAAGGGGUAUAAGAGUCCUUCUAGAAGUUGCCGCGCCUGGACCGGUUGGUAGAGCAUGGUCGUGGUUCCCCCAAUCGACUUGUCCUUUAAAAACUAAUAAUUACACUUGUCAGAAUAUAUUAUGCACUAGAUUGUUAAUGGAUAAAUCAGUUUUUGAUACGUUACAAAUACUUUACGCUGAGAUUUUAGAUAUGACAGGUGUAAAUGAUGUCUUUCACCUCAGCGAUGGAAUGUUUUCUAUAACAAAUUGCUAUGAAUUAAUCAGUGAUAGAGAUGGUUUUUUAAAUAACGCAUUGGAUCGUUUGAAAUUAGCUAACAAAGGUGUUUUACCCCAGUUACCGAUAGUAUGGUAUACAUCACAUUUAAUGAAGGAUUCUGAAGCUAGAAACUGGGAAAGAAUGGGAGUUCAGCUGACGGAUUGGGAACCGAAUCCUGGAGAACACUAUUUGGGUAAAUUCCGUGUGAUACAUUCCACUAAUUGGGAUUUGUCUUGCAAGAUUGUUAAACAAAGAUGUGUUAAGUACAGAUCUUGGCAAGAAAUGUACUCCUGGAAGAUUUGGCGUAAUGUUGAAUCAUUUAGCACUGAAGGGGGCGAGGCAAUACUUUGGACUGAUCUUGUUAAUGAAGGUAAUAUUGACGCUUUACUAUGGCCCCGAGCGACCGCAGUUGCCGAAAGACUCUGGUCAGACACUAUAGCCAAUUCUACCGCCAAUAAAUAUGUUUACAUGCGAUUGGAUAGGCAAAGAUGGCGGAUGCUGUUACGCGGAAUACGAGCGCAGCCUAUUUGGCCGGCGUGGUGCAGUUUCAACCCAAGCAUUUGUUUAGCUAAAAUACGCAAAUAA
Molecule: messenger RNA, 2720 nt
Organism: Papilio polytes (common Mormon)
Lineage: Eukaryota; Metazoa; Arthropoda; Insecta; Lepidoptera; Papilionidae
Product: probable beta-hexosaminidase fdl
Exons: 10
Coding region: 9-2720 (903 amino acids)
Biological process (GO): glycosaminoglycan metabolic process; carbohydrate metabolic process; ganglioside catabolic process
Cellular component (GO): membrane
Molecular function (GO): beta-N-acetylhexosaminidase activity
Source: RefSeq, a predicted model, not a curated record